ACGAAACGUCUCCUUAGCUCCUAACAUUUUAAUUGCGUGAUGGAUAACUUGAGCGUGGAGGUGGAGGUGAACAUGUCCGUGGAGGAGGGGGCAGCGAUAGUCCCACGGAUGGUGAAAGAGGAAGAGAAUCCAGAUACGUUCAAGCUGUGGGCUGAAAUGGAGGGCUCAAAAACCACUGAGAUUCUACAUGGAGGGAACAUCGAGGAGUUAGAGACCACAACUGCUUUGCACAAUAUAAAGAAGGAACCGGAGGACGGGAUACAGCAGCAUUGGGAGGCCCAGUGGCAGGAGUUCCUGGGGACCUUGCAGGCACCUCAGUCAGGAUGGGCAAACCCUCAGGUGUCUGAGGAAGCCGAACCGUGGGAAGACGCUAAGGUUUUUCUGACCUCCUUCGAGCAAGUUGCCUCCGUCUGCCGAUGGCCUCGCGACCAGUGGGUGGCCCUCCUCCUGCCAGCCCUCAGCGGAGAGGCCGAGCAAGCUUUCAGCAGCCUCAGUGCCCGCGAGAGGGGAGACUACGGGAAGGUCAAGGCGGCCAUUUUGCAAAGAGAGGCGAUUGCGAGGGAGAGGAAGCGUCAGCAGUUCAGGCAAGUCUGCUACCAGGAAGUGGAGGGGCCGAGAGCGGUUUAUGGGAGACUCCGGCAACUGUGCCGUCAGUGGCUGAAAGCGGAAAGACACACGAAAGAUGAGAUCCUGGAGCUGCUGAUCCUGGAACAGUUCCUGAUGGUCCUCCCACAGGAAAUGCAGAGCUGGGUCAGGGAACGUGGUCCGGAGACCUGCAUCCAGGCAGUAAUGCUGGCAGAGGAUUUCCUGUUGAGGCAGAAAGGGAUCGGGAGACCAAAAGAACAGGUGCCUGAAUCUUUGCAGAAGGCAACUGUGAAUUCUGCUGAGGCAAACAAUGUCCCACCGCCAGAUCUCUGGAACCUUGACAUUAAACCCAAACAGGAAUGGGAUGGAGAUGAGAAAUUACUAGGUGACGGGCACGUACGGGUGAUCCAGGUUGAUGCUCUCCCUCAGAGUGAUUCUGAGCCAGUGGCACCAAGCGACUCGUUGUUGAAGAGAGGCAAUCCAUUCCAAUAUUGUGGGGAGGGAACGAGUCGGGAGGGACCAGAGAGCAAGGAGAGGCCAGAACCAGGCAAGAGUGUGGACGAAGCCAUUGCAAAGGGUAUGUUGGAGCAAGACGAAUUCAAGAUCUGCCAAAUCAUGCACCUCUGUGACUGUGGCAAAAGCUUCAGAAGGAUCUCAGACCUUAGAAUUCAUGAGAGAACACACACCGAUGAGAAGCCAUUCAAGUGUUCAGAGUGUGGGAAAAGCUUCCGUCAGAAGGGCAAUCUUUCGACACAUGAACGAAUUCACACUGGGGAGAAACCCCAUCAAUGCUCCAUAUGCCAGAAGAGUUUUGCUAGCGGCUCCAACCUUAUCGCACACGUGAAAACCCACACUGAUGAGAAGCCGUACGAAUGUGCGGAAUGUGGGAAGCGGUUCCGUCAGAAGAGAAACCUGACCACACACGAAAAGAUUCACACUGGUGAGAGACCAUACCAGUGCUCGAUGUGUCAAAAAAGUUUUGCAAGUGUUUCCAGCCUUAUUUCACAUGAGAGAAUUCACGCCGGAGAGAAACCUUUCAAGUGUGCAAAGUGUGGGAAAAGCUUCCGGCAGAAGGGAAACCUGAGAACACAUGAACGAAUUCACACUGGAGAAAAACCACACCAGUGCUCUGUGUGUGAGAAAAGUUUUGCUAGUGGCUCCAACCUCAUUGCACAUGAGAGAAUUCAUGCUGGAGAUAAACCCUACCAGUGCUCUGUGUGUCAGAAAAGAUUUGGUUCGGGCUCCAACCUUAUUGCUCAUCAGAGAAUUCACACUGCAGGGAAAACUUACAAAUGUUAAGAAACGUAGGGAAAGCUUCUACUGGAAAGGAACCCCUUACAGUGCAUGAAAAGAAAUUCACAUUGGAAGAGAAACCUUUAUAGGUGUUUGAAAUGUGGAGAGAAUUUCAGUAGUGCAAAGGAACUCGAUGAAAUGAACCAUACUGGAGAGAAACCAUACCCAUGCUCAAUGUAUC
This is a messenger RNA of Euleptes europaea (tarantolino), 2059 nucleotides long. RefSeq names its product zinc finger protein 397-like. Lineage: Eukaryota; Metazoa; Chordata; Lepidosauria; Squamata; Sphaerodactylidae. Bases 40 to 1884 code for a protein of 614 amino acids. Gene Ontology annotation, molecular function: DNA-binding transcription factor activity, RNA polymerase II-specific; RNA polymerase II cis-regulatory region sequence-specific DNA binding. The transcript has 3 exons. Gene Ontology annotation, biological process: regulation of transcription by RNA polymerase II. The record is from RefSeq and is a predicted model, not a curated record.